Molecule: messenger RNA, 602 nt
Organism: Larimichthys crocea (large yellow croaker)
Lineage: Eukaryota; Metazoa; Chordata; Actinopteri; Sciaenidae
Product: death domain-associated protein 6
Exons: 2
Coding region: 185-469 (94 amino acids)
Cellular component (GO): EKC/KEOPS complex
Source: RefSeq, a predicted model, not a curated record
GCUGCUGACCUACAGGUGUGCCGCCUCAGGUGGGCUCGCUGCUGACCGCACGUGGCCCCAGUUAACGGUGAUAAUAAGAAGAGACGUUCAAAGACUUCUGGAGCUGUUUAUUCUGCUGCUUGACAUUUACAGACGGUCCCUGAAGGCAGCACACGCUGCGUGCUGACGUCAGGCUGUGGUAAAGAUGGCGGCCGUGUGUGCUGAGCUGAAGUCCAGAGACGGACUGCGGCAGAAAGUGCGCGUGCGCGUGCGCGUGGACAACGACCUGAGCUCCGUGAUCGCCGCGGUGCACGAGCUGCACCUGAACGUGUCAUCGAUCCUCAACCAGCUGGUGGAGCGGGAAAAAACCGGAGUCUGCGCAGAAGAGGAGGAAGAGGAUGAUGAGGAGGGCAGUGAUGAAGAAGACGAAGAACCAGAGGAUCCUCCAAAAUAUGAAUCACAACCUCCAGCUAAAAGAUCCAAAACCUGAAACACGUCCAACACCUGAGACAGGAUGACAUCACUGUUACAUGUUUCAAAUGCAGAUGAUGUCAGGUGAUCAGUCAGUUAGAAGUUGAAUAAUUUGUCAAGCUUUUCACAAUAAAAAUGAUUCCUAAAAAAAA